Molecule: messenger RNA, 6423 nt
Organism: Phyllostomus hastatus (greater spear-nosed bat)
Lineage: Eukaryota; Metazoa; Chordata; Mammalia; Chiroptera; Phyllostomidae
Gene: GPAM
Product: glycerol-3-phosphate acyltransferase, mitochondrial
Exons: 21
Coding region: 345-2831 (828 amino acids)
Biological process (GO): phospholipid biosynthetic process
Cellular component (GO): mitochondrial membrane; plasma membrane
Molecular function (GO): glycerol-3-phosphate O-acyltransferase activity
Source: RefSeq, a predicted model, not a curated record
ACACUCCAGUGCACCCACUCUCCCCCGAGACCCGCACGCAGUGUGCGAGGGGCCCCGGGCCACCCCAGCCCAACGGACUCGCGGCUGGCCCGUCAUUCCCGGGCGCCCGUUGCGUCACCGGAGCGCGACACUGCAGCGAGCACCGGCGGAGACUUGAAGGGCCGGCAGCUGCAGCCCGUGAAGCCGGCGGAGCUGCGAGCGCCUGCGGCCAGGGCGGCGGCGGGCUGCGGCGGGCUGCAGGGGCCGGGAGCGUCGGGACAGGUGCGUGGUCGCCUCUGCGCCGGAGCCCGCGUGACUCCUGCAAGUUGCCGGGCGCACAUGGUUUAGGAGUCACACUUUAUGUCAUGGAUGAAUCCGCACUGACCCUUGGCACGAUAGAUGUUUCUUAUCUGCCAAAUUCAGCAGAAUGCAGUGUCGGCCAAUGUAAGCAUGCAAGUGAGGAGUGGGAUGAGUGUGGUUUCAGACCUACUGUCUUCAGAUCUGCAACCUUAAAAUGGAAAGAAAGCCUACUGAGCCGGAAGAGGCCGUUCGUGGGAAGAUGUUGUUACUCCUGUACCCCCCAGAGCUGGGAUAAGUUUUUCAACCCCAGCAUCCCGUCUCUGGGUUUGCGGAAUGUUAUUUAUAUCAAUGAAACGCACACCAGGCACCGAGGAUGGCUUGCAAGGCGUCUUUCUUACGUGCUUUUUGUUCAAGAGCGAGAUGUCCACAAAGGCAUGUUUGCCACCAAUGUGGCAGAAAAUGUGCUGAACAGCAGCCGGGUGCAAGAUGCCAUUGCCCAGGUGGCUGCUGAAUUAAACCCUGACGGUUCGGCUCAGCAGCAGUCCAAAGCCAUCAAUAAAGUGAGAAAGAAAGCCAGAAGGAUCCUGCAAGAAAUGGUUGCCACUGUCUCACCAGCAAUGAUCAGACUGACUGGAUGGGUGCUGCUAAAACUGUUCAACAGCUUCUUCUGGAACAUUCAGAUUCACAAGGGUCAACUCGAGAUGGUUAAAGCUGCAACUGAGACGAACCUGCCCCUUAUAUUUCUUCCGGUCCACCGGUCCCACAUUGACUACCUGCUGCUCACUUUCGUUCUCUUCUGCCACAACAUCAAAGCUCCGUACAUCGCCUCCGGCAACAAUCUCAACAUCCCCAUCUUCAGUACCUUGAUCCACAAGCUCGGGGGCUUCUUCAUCAGACGGCGGAUGGAUGAGACGCCAGACGGACGGAAGGACGUUCUGUACAGAGCUCUGCUGCACGGGCACGUAGUUGAGCUGCUUCGACAGCAGCAGUUCUUGGAGAUUUUCCUGGAAGGCACUCGCUCUAGGAGUGGAAAGACCUCCUGCGCGCGGGCAGGGCUUUUGUCCGUGGUGGUAGACACUGUGCGCACCAACACCAUCCCCGACAUCCUGGUGAUACCUGUGGGGAUCUCCUACGAUCGCAUUAUUGAAGGGCACUACAAUGGCGAACAGCUGGGGAAACCGAAGAAGAACGAGAGCCUGUGGAGCAUAGCAAGAGGCGUGAUCAGAAUGCUGCGGAAAAACUACGGGUGCGUCCGGGUGGAUUUCGCGCAGCCGUUUUCCUUGAAGGAAUAUUUAGAAAGCCAGAGUCAGAAACCCGCGUCCGCCCCACUCUCUCUGGAACAAGCGCUGCUACCAGCCAUACUUCCUUCAAGACCCAGCGAUGCUGCUGACGAAGGUGCAGACACGUCCACCAACGAGUCCAGAAAUGCAGAUGAGGAGUCGCUCCGGAGGAGGCUGAUCGCCAACCUGGCCGAGCACAUUCUUUUCACGGCGAGCAAGUCCUGUGCCAUCAUGUCCACGCACAUCGUGGCCUGCCUGCUGCUGUACAGACACAGGCAGGGAGUGGAUCUCUCCACGUUGGUGGAGGACUUCUUUGUGAUGAAGGAGGAAGUCUUGGCUCGUGAUUUCGACCUGGGGUUCUCGGGAAAUUCAGAAGACGUGGUCAUACAUGCCAUCCAGCUGCUGGGCAAUUGCGUCACCAUCACCCACACCAGCCGGAACGAUGAGUUUUUUAUUACUCCCAGCACGACCGUCCCAUCCGUCUUUGAGCUGAACUUCUACAGCAACGGGGUGCUGCACGUCUUUCUCCUGGAGGCCAUCAUAGCCUGCAGCCUUUACGCAGUCCAGAACAAGAGGGGCGCGGGCGGGCCUGCUGGCGGGUCCCCCAGCUUGAUCAGCCAGGAGCAGCUGGUGCGGAAGGCGGCCAGCCUGUGCUACCUGCUGUCCAACGAAGGCACCAUCUCUCUUCCCUGCCAGACAUUUUACCAAAUUUGCCAUGAGGCAGUAGGAAGGUUUAUCCAGUAUGGCAUUCUUACAGUGGCGGAGCAGGACGAUCAGGAAGAUAUUAGCCCCGGUCUUGCUGAGCAGCAGUGGGACAAGAAGCUUCCCGAACGUUUGUCUUGGAGGAGUGAUGAAGAAGAUGAAGACAGUGAUUUCGGUGAGGAGCAGCGAGACUGCUACCUGAAGGUGAGCCAGUCCAAGGAGCACCAGCAGUUCAUCACCUUCCUACAGAGGCUCCUGGGUCCCUUGCUGGAGGCCUACAGCUCCGCCGCGGUCUUCAUCCACAACUUCCGCGGCCCCGUGCCCGAGCCGGAGUACCUGCAGACGCUGCACAGAUACCUCAUCACCAGAGCGGAGAGAAGCAUCGCCGUCUACGCUGAGAGUGCCACGUACUGUCUUGUGAAGAAUGCCCUGAAAAUGUUUAAGGAUAUUGGGGUUUUCAAAGAAACCAAACAAAAGCGGGUGUCCGUUAUAGAACUCAGCAGCACUUUCCUACCUCAGUGCAACCGGCAAAGACUCCUAGAAUACCUUCUGAGUUUCGUGGUGCUGUAGGCGGCGCCGGCACCUCUGGCCGGUGAGGGGCAUGGACGCCCCGGCGCGGCGCGGGCUCCGGCCCUGCUGGAAAGCGGAAGGUGCCAUUGUGUGGCUGGGCUGCCCUGUCGCGACCACGUGACCUCCUGGAAGACAAGUGCCUUCUCCCCCCAGGGAUCCGGGGGCUCCCCGGGCCGAGGCGGCACGGCAGCCCGCAGGCGACGCUGCACGGCCCUCUGCCUGCGCUCGCGGUUCCUAAUCAGUAGGUUACAAAGUGAAAUCUCAAAAAUGAUUCUGGAGUUUAUGAAACUCUCGCGUUUUAAGUGUAACUGUUAAGGACUAAUUACUGUGAAGGACAAAAAAAUGUAGUUGUAUUCUGAACGGAAUCUAGCGUGGUGUACUUAAUGCUGUCGGGCAAUCCACUGGUAUAUUUUCUCAUUAACCGCUCAUCUUCCUUUAAAAGUAAUUAAGUCAUCCACUUACUGUUUUUUUCCCCCCAGUUUUAUCUUUGUCAAUAGAAGGUACCUUUUAUACGGGAACACCCUCCACCCCCACGUGCUUCACGAAAGAACGGGCUGGCACACCCCACACCCAGGCACCACGCUGUGCUGUCCUGCGCAGUCAGAUUCAGAAAGGGUGUGACGAACUACGGGAAAACACAGUGUUUGAUGAGGUCAGGGACAGAGGUGAUGUGAUCGACAGCUAACGCCAGGAGGCACAAUUUGGCUGGCAUGAUUCAAGGCAAACCUGGCCAGAAAACUGACUUUGAACAAUUUUGCUCAUGGGAAAAAAAGUGCCACUGAGUUUUUAUUGACCAGCAAGUAUUUAGGAAUGACUUCUGUUUCAUGUCUGUUUCCUCUCCCACCCCUCAGGGGGUGCCUGCCUCUCACGGGGGCGGCUGGUCUUUGGAGAUCCUCCAGCCAGGGAGCAGCUGUCCGGACCUCACUAGCUCAGCCCGACGGGCCGUGGGCAGGACUGUGCACGGAGCCUGGUCCAGGUGACUGGUGCCCACGCGAGGUGUGCGGUGUGCAGCGCGGGCAGCACUGGUGGGGGCCCUGCUGAAUGGUGGAUUGUCAAAGGCAUUUAUUGUGGACCUUUAGCUUUGAGGAAAAGUCGUGGCCCUUUAAAAAUUUAGAGGCAUUAUGUGCCUCAAGUCCGACGCCACGUAGUAGCCGAUCAUUGUGUCAGCCUGUCUGUUCCUGAUAGGCAGGAGCCUUCCUUUCUGUGAGCGGGGAGCGCAUGUGUUCGCUAAGUGUGGUGAUUGUGGUGGUUUCUUGAGGAUCAUGUGAUAGUGAAACGUCUUCCAGCAGCUCACUCUUCCUCCUCUCCGUGGUCUCAUGGAGUGAGGAACUUUUCCUAAUGAAUACUGCAUCUAGUCUUUGCAUUUAGUAUAAAAGUACGGAGAAUGAAGUUUGUACUUCCAUAAGCUUGUCUUGUAAACACUAAUCGUAUUUCAUGAAUACUCUGUGUGUGCGGGGAGAGGGCAGGACACUGAUUGAUGCUUCACUUUGUCUAAAAUAAUCUCGUAGCAAUAAUGGGGCUGUGGUGGCCCCCCACCCCCCUUCGGGUCCCCCGCUGGGGUUAUGUUCCUUUCUGACGGGGACGCCUGCACCAUGUAAGCCAUGGUCAUCAUCGUUGCUGAGGCUCUGGCGUGGAGCGGGGCCUCCACCUUGUAGCAUUUCAUUUCCCUAAGUGGGGGUCCUGGGUCCGGGGAUGCACAGGGAGGCUUACCUGUCCCCGAGUGUAUUCUUCCUCUAGGCCAGCACACGUUGCACUAGUCUCUUCUCUUCAUCCCCUGAAUGAAAGACCCAGGAGUCCUCAGACCGGCCCUCGGCUCUCUGGGACGUCAGGGUUGGGACCGACUUCCUCGUGGGCACCGCUGCCCUGCUUGCGACUGCUGCUGAAAGCCGCCGCCUGGCCGGGCUGAGCAGGGCGCGGCGGCUUCUCCGGCUGCACUUCCCCUCGAGGUCGGUCUGUUUUCUGGAAAUCUAACCAGAUGCUUCGAGGAAUGCAACCUGUGAUCCCCUAGCUCUCUCGCCACUCAACUCACUGUGAGACUAAUAUGCAUGCUUUUUUUGUAAGUAACUGGUGCUUUGAAAACCUUUUUUAAGGAAGAAAAAUCCCAACCAAAGGCACGCCCCCCAGGCCAGCUGUCCCCCAAGCGAAUGUCCCCACAACUCAUCCUCAGUGCCUCGUUGCCGAGAACACACGUGGCAUCCCAGUCCGGCUUCCAGGUAGCAGUUUCGCUUCAGAGAUUUAUUUUCACUCUUUUCCAAAAGCGAAUGGCUUCCAUGUAAGAUUCAACAGACAAAUUAGGUGCUUGUCAAUAAUGUAUUACAGUUUACUCUCUUGCAUUUCUCUGAAACCGAAAUGCAUGCCUUCUAGGGAAAGACUGUGAGUCAAGUUAAAAACGCAAAUGAAAAAAACCCAAUAAUAAACAGGAGGAAAUGGCACUCCUUCCAGAUGAGAGUGUCCCGAGUAAUUCAGAAGAGGGGAAGGAAUUUUUUGCUCUCUUAAAUUUUAUGGGAAACACAGGGUAAGAGCUAGCUGGUGUGGAACCAUCCCGCCAGGAGAGGGAACCCCACGAGCCAGCCUCCUCCGCCCAGGGGGUCCCGGGGAGCCCUGAGGGGCAAGGAGGAGCUGCGUGGGGGAUCGUCCUGAGUCCCAGGCGGGUGGGGGAGCAUCUCCCGUAGUUCCCGGCGCAGUUCGAGUGCGGCGUCCGCAGCGGUCCUGGGGAACAAAGUGCCACUGGUGACGUCAGCGUGGACGGGGAUCCUCUUCCCGAGACCCCAUGCACGGCCGCACAGCCAGGCUCGGCCCCGCGAGGACUGAGCCCGUGUAACCCAGCGUUUCCGCACGUGUCUCCCCAGGGCCUCUUCCCCCUCUGGGACUUCCGGGAACCGGAACUCUCACUGGGUUCCCUCGGGAGACACCAGGCCGGGCAGUCGCUAAGGUGGCACGAAGGCCGAAUCCGUGUGGAUUCCGCACAGAUGUCACGUUGGACGCCUGUGCGCUUCCUCCCUUCGGGACAGGGAGCACGGAGAACCUCAGGACGGGGGUUCGAGCCUCUCCUUUGACGGGAAGGCCGGCCAUUGGCCAUCCCGGGCUUUUUCACUACAAGUAGCAAAACUAACAGAGAUUAACUGGGGUAAGCGAUUACGAUUUUUAUUCCAAUUUAGAUACAAAUAUUGCACAAUUGAAUGUACAAUAGAUUUUUAUCCACCGGUGGUUCUAGUGUUCAGCAGCGACAGGACCUAUUCCUGAAGUUUAUAAGACUUAAUUUGGAACGUACAUCUGUUUUUUAAAACACUCUUUUUAGGAACUCGAGACUUGGCAGCUGGCAUUUGAGUUUAAUACAAACUAAUGACUGCAUUUUGACUUUAUUUCUGAACACGUAAAGCCCAGAAAUGCCUUGAUGGGAGGUGUUGAACUAUUUGCCUGUUGCACAGAGAAACAUUAAAAUUGUGUGAAAAGUUGCUUUUACUGUGAAAUUACAUGGCGUGAUUUUGUGAGCGGCACUUAUUUGGAAACCUUGAUCGAUUUUUAUGAGUGUUCAUGUAUUGUAAGAAGCACAGAAUUGUAGUUUUGUUUUAAUAAACCAAAAAAAUAGUGA